Messenger RNA from Heterotrigona itama, 3157 nucleotides. NCBI's taxonomy places the organism in Eukaryota, Metazoa, Arthropoda, Insecta, Hymenoptera, Apidae. The record is from the annotation of a GenBank genome assembly.
AUGGAUAUUGAUAGUAUUGUUCACGUCAGCGUCCACGGUAUAUAAGUUCUAAUUCAUAUUUUUUGUCUGUCUGUCCCAACCCCUUCGCCACUUGCCUAUGUCAGUAAUGUUCCUUUUUAUUUCUUGUUCUGGCACAGGAAUUUUAUUCCUUAUUUUGGCAACGAUAAUAAACUGUGGGAUCAGUUCGCUCAGCCAAAUCGAUCCUCAUAAACAUAUAUUUAAAAUAUGAGGUCGAGGGGUGUUGACCGAAUCAUCGUUUAAAAGCAAUGCUUCUUACUAUCGUGCCGAACAGUAAUUAAUUUUUCUAACCACUAAAUGUAAUCGUAAUCAUUGUUAAAAUAAAUCACUAACUUUGAUUGAACUUUUGUAAUUUGUAAUCGUUAAUUAGUAAUUUUCAAAUCAUCAAGUGAUUAAUUUAUAUUUUAUUACAAUCUGCACAUUUCCAUAAUCCAAUUAAAUGUAUUAAUUAAGGACUUGCUGUUCGAUAUAGCUAAAUGUUAUUAUUGGAGGCCGCUUGCAGUUGAACAAUAGACCCAGAGAGAAUGCUUAUAUUCAGAUACAAUAAUAACUGUAUCGUUAAAUUUAUAAUGAUUUGUUAAAGUUCAUUAAUUUUCUGAUAUAUUUUUUAUAAUGAAGAAUCUCAAAAUUUCAAGAUUAUUCGGCAAGUUUAUCAUUAAGUCCAUUUUCAUCAAAACGUACAGAACAUGCUCGAGAAUUAUAUAGGUGAGACUUUCGAUUAUAGUUGAUGGAAAUUUUUUUGGAAUAUUGAAUUAUAGGCAUUAUAAUAAUAAUUUAAAAAAAAAUUGCAAAUAUAGUUUCUACAAAAUGUACAUAGUGUUAUUAAUAGAAGUAAACUGAUUCAAAAGUGUAUUCAUUUUACGAUUAUUAAAUUAAUCAUCAUUUUCAAUCAAAAUGAUUUUGAUUGCUUGUAUUAUUCAUCAAUCAGUGAUUACUAAUUAUUUGAUCAAUAAUCAUAGUUAACAUCCUGAUUCCAUAUUAAUCAUAAUCGUUAAACAUUAAUUAAAUUACGUUGUGCAUAUACCAAAUUUUAUAAUGUACAUAUUGUACAAAUCACUAAAUAGACUUUUAAUAAUAAUAGGUUUUUAAUAAUAAAGAAAGGUGCAAGCUUCCUUAAUAAUACUAAUUGUAAGCGUGGAUUCUCAUUAAUCGAAAUAUUCACUAUACGGUUGUUAUGUUAAAUAAAAAUCUCGAUCGUUUCAUCUCGAUCGUGAUUCGUUGUAGGUUUUUUUCUUGUUCAAUUUAUUUACGUUUUUUUUUCAACAUUUAAACGCACGAGAUACAAUCAAGAUACAAAUCGGCUAAUCCAAUGUAUGCCUAUCACUUAUGUUUUGAUAUACUUUUACCAUUUACAAUUUAUUUUUAUUGAUAGUAAAAAGCUAUUCAAAUCAAUCUAUCAAAUUAAUUUCUCAUCGAAUAUAUUUUAUAAUUGAUCAACCUUCAGCAUAUCCUUCUUUUUAAAAUGUUUAUUUUUCAAUUAUUAAACCUAACCUAAAUAUUUUAGGUUUAGGUUAGGUUCAAUUAUUAUUUCGUUUUCAAUGAAUGUAUUUAUAUUGUUGUUUAUUGCAAUUUGCUUACGUAUAAGUAUUAAUAAUAAGUCUUUCUGUCCUUGAAGAAGAUGAAUUAGAAGUCUUUAUGUUCAAGAAAGUUUCCUUGCCACUUGGUCUGAUAGGUUCGCUAUAGAGAGUUUAGGUGACUUUCAAGUGACCUGAGCCUCUAACAGCUGUAAGUGGCCAUAAACCUUUGACUAUCUGAUCGACUUGUGUUCUAUACCUAACAAGGUGUGAAUCGACUUGUGUUCUCGACCGUGACAUAAAUCAAGGCAUUAACUUCCCCGAAUAUAGGCAAAAUAUUUGUACAAUGUCAUAUGCCAACAAAUUUCCCGAAGCCGAUGGAAAGGGAAACAAGGGAAUUUCCCAGAAUUCGCUCCACUUCGAGACAGUCCAAUUCAGCUCUCGCGAAAUUUCGAAAAUUCGCGCGCGAACACAGUGUAUUUUCGAUCCGGUGGUGCAAUCAGAAAACAAGUGAUUCUACAUUUAAAAAAAAAAAAAAAAAAUAAGUCUAAAAGAAAGAAUAACAUUUUUUUAUUUAAGUCUUCAUUUAAGGUACUUUCGAGAAAAUCGAGUUUAAAAAGCUAUAUUAAGUUAGUUUUUUACUAAUCCCCUCCCCCCUCUCAAAUGGUCUUUGAAAAAAAAAAACAGCGCCUGCAAGAUAUUGGCCACUUGAUAUCAUUCAAACUAUGAAUGAAAUAUUUUUUGUUGAGGUUACACUUACAAUGAGAUGAGACAUCUUGUAGAGUUCCUUGUCAUGUUAUUAAAUAAUAUAUAAUUUACGAAUCGAGUAAUAAUAAUUCCUGAUCCUUAAUUUUAGGUGAAUUGGGGGAUUAUGAUCCUAAAAUUCAUGAAGGGAAUUACAUUUCCGAGCACAAAUUAUUACUUAAACAAACGGAAGCUAUUGAAGAGAAAGCUAUGAAGCUGCAUCAAACAGAGUUGAAGGGAUUCACUCCAGAACAAGCGGAAACUCACUUCCUUAGGUUAGCAUCACAGUUGGAUACAUAUGCCGUUGAUCCACAUCCUGUAAAGGACCAAAAAAGUGCACAAUUAUAUCUCGGUAUUAAUCAUUGUGGAAUUCUAACCUUCCAAGGAUCCCGUAAAACACAUCAUUUCCGCUGGCCGGAGGUUCAAAAAAUCAACUACGAAGGAAAAAUGUUCAUUGUACAUUUAACGAUAAGUGAGGUAAAAUUUUACGAAAUUCAUUUUUAUAAUUAUUUUCUUAUCGAUGUUUAUGUAUGAAAUUACAAAUUAGGCACAAUGAUAUUUAUAUUAGGAUUUAAUGUUUAAUUGAAGGAAAAUAUUUUAAUAAGAAGUUUUCGAAGAUUCUAUAGUAACUUAUUUUACUAUUAAUUCCCAAACAAAAAAAAAAAAAAAGAAAAAAAAACGUUUUAAAGAUACAAUAUGUGAUAUUGAUGCAUAUAUUUUACUUAUAUAUAGAGGGCUCAGAUGCAUAUAUUUUACUUAUAUAUAGAGGGCUUCAAUAUGAAUCACUUUUCAUUGAAAGCAAUAAUGCAAAUACUCUUUUAUUGUUAAAAUCUUCAAUCAUUACAAUUAUAACUAAAUUAUAAUUUUGUAGUUACAACUAA